Phasianus colchicus (ring-necked pheasant) is the source of this 2890-nucleotide messenger RNA. It is a transcript of the gene DRC7, whose product is annotated as dynein regulatory complex subunit 7. NCBI's taxonomy places the organism in Eukaryota, Metazoa, Chordata, Aves, Galliformes, Phasianidae. Gene Ontology annotation, biological process: flagellated sperm motility. The record is from RefSeq and is a predicted model, not a curated record. Gene Ontology annotation, cellular component: motile cilium.
GCCACAGGCUGCGCCAAGGCUGCUGGGUGCGUGGACGUUGCCAUGGUGACCAGGCCCGGCAGCGAGGCUUUGGCAGAGGACAGAGAGGAAGCGAAAUGGAGGUCCUAGAAGAGAAAGAAAAAGAAGAGCAAAAGGAAGAAGAGCUGAAGGCUUUGGAGGUCGGCAGUGAGCUUCACGACAUGGAUAAAAAGCUGUCUGUGGAAAAAGUCUGCUUUUCAAGUGAUGUACCUGAUUUUGACUGGAACAGCAUCGACACAUCCCAGUUACCAGACUCAUACAAGGUGAAUUCCCCAAAAGAAAAGAAGAUGCUGCACAUUGCUGAUCAUUACCACCAGCAGUUUGCUCACCUCUGCCCUGAACGCAAGCCGCUCUUCCUGCACCCUGUCAAUGAAUGUGGCGUGGAGAAGUUUGUGAGCACAACAGUGAGGCCAACCUUGCUGCCUUACACAGAGCUGUACCACUGGGAUGGCUGUGCCAGCUUUGUCUCUGACUAUCUCACUAUGGAGCCCCUCAAGUUCCCUCUCACACCGCCCACUUCACUCUAUUCCCCAACUACCAUCCUGAAGUACCAGCGAGGGAACUGCUUUGACUUCAGUGUGCUGCUGUGUUCCAUGCUGAUUGGAGCUGGGUAUGAUGCCUACUGUGUGAAUGGGUAUGCCACCCACGACAUAUGCAGCUUGGAUGAGACUCUGGAGGAGUGCCCACUGCUCAGGAAGCCACAGGAGGUCCCAAAAGAAGAAGUGAAGAAGUCUAACAAGUAUAGAGUUAAGCCUCCCCCAGACAUGCACAGCAAGUUUGAGCUUCAGCAGGAGGCCAAGAAGAAAGCAGAAACUGAAGCUACUGAGAAAAAGGAAAGAGAAGAGAGGGGCAUGGAAGCAGAAGAGCCCGCACAUGACCAUUUAUGUGGUUUACGGGUGCAUGCCUGGGUUUUGGUUCUGUCUGGCAAGAGAGAGGUUCCCGAAACUUUCUUCAUUGAUCCCUUCACGGGAAACAGCCAUAGCACCAUGGAUGAGCAGUUCCUUGGAAUUGAGAGUGUCUGGAACCACAAGAACUACUGGGUGAAUAUGCAGGACUGCCGGAACGGCUGCAAGGAUCUUGUCUUUGAUUUGAGUGAUGCUGUCCACUGGGAAAUCAUGCUUUCAGAGACUGACAAGCCUCUUCAGCUGCUCCUGGGUGCUGAGAAGGAAAAUGAGCUGUUUGAUAGGAACGUGGAUGACAUGGAGGAGGAAGAAGAGGAGGAAGAGGAGGAGAUAAGUUUUGCCAUGCCACCGUCAUGGGUAGCUCCAAUUCAGAUAUCUCCCAAAGAGUUUGAGACCCGCUGUUCCCAGGGGAGGAAGGUGAUCCUCUACAAGAAGGCAAAACUGGAGAAAUGGGCACCAUACUCCAAUGGAAAUGGGCUGGUGAAACGCCUCACCGUCUACGCAGACUCAAACUAUAGCAAAGCAAUAGAAGUGAAAGAGUGGUUCAAAAACCGUGAAGACAUGUUGGAUAUGAGAGAAGUGAAUAAACAAACACAGCUGACCACAGAGUACUUCAGCCCAGGACACCUCUUCGGUCUCAAAGUGCACACCUAUAAGUCAAUGAACCCGCAGACUGAACGUGUGAUGGAGUUCUACACUGAGACACGAGUCGAUGGCCUCCAGAAACUUGCUGAAAAUGACAACGAGAUGAAAGAGUACUUCGUGGGGAGAGAUGACUUCAAGUACUUCCAGUACACAGAGUUUCGCGCUAAAAGAAAGAAAGUAACUUUGGUUGGCACCAGAACUGAUGUUAACUCCCGGCCUAUAGUGCAAAUCAAGGAGUGUUUCCACAGAAACCUACAAAAGCCUGCUGAUGAAGAUGUAGCAGAACGUGUCUUUCUGAUCGAAGAGGACAUGAUCCAACUGACAUACCACCUCAAGGAUAAAUACAUUACAGCCUCAAAGAAGGACUUCUUCAAACCAACAGAGAGCUACAGGAAGCAAAGUGAAAUCAUGACCCCAGAAAUGUGCAUCACAUACCAGGCGGGGUCCUCUGAGCAGCACACAAAGCUGAUCCACCUGUACAAAUUGUUGCGAGAGCUAACAGAGGAAGAGAAGCAGCUGAAGCAACAAGUCUGGAGAACUCAAGCAGAGGUGCUAAAAAUUCUGGAGAUCCGUGAGAAUGAAGAAGCAGACAUUAAACUGUCAGCUUCGAUAUAUGAUACAGAGAGAAAUGAAAAGAGAAGACAAGAGUACGAAGCCAUGAUGAAGGCAAAGAAGGAUGAGUUCCCAGGACAAAAGGAACAGGAUCUGGAUUACCUGGCACCUUUUCUUAUUCAAAUUGGCAGUCCAGAGAAGAUAACCAAAAGGCAGGCCCUUCGCCUCAGAGACGACUGCCUGAGUGAUUUUAAGAAUCGUCUGGUUUCUAAGGCCAACAUCAUCCAAGCUCAUUUUGAAAAGGAGGUAGAAGAGCUGCAGAAGAAGAACCAGCAGUUUCAGGAAAAUCAGAAUCAGCUCAGCGAGAAGGAGGAGGCUGACUUCCUUGCUGAUUACUCUGAAACCAUGUUCCGUAUCCACAUUCUAGCACUGAGACUCGACAGGGAAAAGCAGACAGCACCGCAGAAGUACCUUGCUCUUGAAGAGAAACUGCGCAAAGACCCUCGCCUAGCAGAGCACCUCGGUCAUGCCUGAUUGCUUCUUUUUUUCCUUCAGAUCAGACACUGGCAAUUGGUGCUGAAAUCUCUCAAAAGCAGCCUUAAAAACGGUGGGAAGGCUUUCUUUCUUGCCUGCAAGAAAUCUUGCAUUCUCAUCAGGUUCUGCUAAAAGUCUUUGUGCACCUGUCUCUGGAGUUCCAGGGGAUUUUAAUGAAUUUGUACCAUCAACUAUCUUUGGCAAUCCAGUGUCCUGGCUAAUAAUCAUUCCCUGAUACC